AUGAUCACAAGACGCGCCUCACCGUGCUUGAGGCUAGCAAGACACAUCAGGUCUCCAGCAAAGACGCGUCAAUAUGCCAGCUUCCAGAUGCGACGCGCCAGCACGUCGUCCGCUGGCACAACCGCAACACCACAGUCUACAGCAUCUCAGCUUGGCAUGAUCACGAACGAGCUUGACAGAUUGUCACCCCAAUUUGACAUACCAGCGGAGUCCAUAGAGAUACUGCGGUCGCCGACCGACUUCUACGAGACGCUAAAGGCAAAAAUCAGAAAUGCCAAACGUCGUAUAUACCUGUCCACGCUAUACAUAGGCUCCAAAGAGCAUGAGCUUAUCGACACCCUCCGAGAGGCACUCAAAGCGAACCCUGACCUGAAGGUAUCACUCCUCACAGACUAUCUACGAGGCACACGAGAGGCGCCGAAGCCAUCAUGUGCAAGUUUGCUUGCUUCUUUGAUCGAUGACUUUGGCCCAGAGCGGGUCGAAGUACGGUUGUACCACACACCGAAUCUUACAGGCAGGCGGAAAUCGAUCAUCCCGAAGCGCAUCAAUGAGGGCUGGGGUCUGCAGCAUAUGAAGCUAUACGGAAUCGACGAUGAGAUAAUCAUGUCCGGAGCGAACUUAUCAAACGACUACUUCACGAAUCGCCAAGAUCGAUACCAUAUCUUCAAGUCGAAGGCAAUAACUGACUGGUUUGGCAAUUUGUAUGGCUCCGUGGCCAGCUUGAGCUACCGUGUCUUGCCUUCUGACAAGGAAGAGAGUGGUUUCACUGCACUCUGGCCGGAGACAAACAUCCAGCCUGCUCCUCUCGAUGAUCCGAAACGCUUCAUCGAGGCCGCUACGAAGACCUUGCAGCAGUACACCGAGCUGCCACCAAUGUCUGCGGCCUCUCAGAGCGGCGAUACCCAGGUAUAUCCGCUUGUUCAGCUGACACCGCUACUGAAACCAGACACCUCAACGGAGCUGCCAGCACUGACUGGCAUUCUCCGCAAACUCGGCACUCCGGGGUUUGCAGGGUCGAAGUGGACGUUCACUGCAGGCUACUUCAACAUGACUCCAGAAGUGCGCCAACUCCUGCUACAAUCCAAGCCAUCGUCAGCCACUGUAGUAGCAGCGUCGCCAUGGGCCAAUGGCUUCUAUGGUAGCAAAGGCGUCAGUGGCAUGCUGCCUGCUGCGUACACUUACCUAGCUCGCCGCUUCCUGGAUGCCGUUGCUCGCGAAGGACUGAGCAAGCAAAUCUCCGUGAAGGAGUGGCGUAAAGGCACCGUCAACGAGCCUGGAGGUUGGACUUAUCAUGCGAAGGGGAUUUGGCUCACCUUACCAGGUCAAGAACAUCCAUGUAUCAGCUUGAUCGGAAGCUCGAACUACACGAAGCGCAGCUACUCCUUAGACCUCGAAGCCAACACGCUGAUCGUCACGAAGAACCCUGACCUCCAGCGACGGUUGGGUGAAGAGGAGAAAUGGCUGCAAGAGUAUGCGACACCCAUGACUCGCGACGACUACGCCAAGACAGAGCGCCGAGUGGGUUUGCAUGUACGACUAGCGAUGUGGAUCGUAACAUUAGUUGGAGGAGCAUUGUGA
Molecule: messenger RNA, 1578 nt
Organism: Fulvia fulva
Lineage: Eukaryota; Fungi; Ascomycota; Dothideomycetes; Mycosphaerellales; Mycosphaerellaceae
Product: CDP-diacylglycerol--glycerol-3-phosphate 3-phosphatidyltransferase
Exons: 3
Coding region: 1-1578 (525 amino acids)
Biological process (GO): cardiolipin biosynthetic process
Cellular component (GO): mitochondrion
Molecular function (GO): CDP-diacylglycerol-glycerol-3-phosphate 3-phosphatidyltransferase activity
Source: RefSeq, a predicted model, not a curated record